This is a messenger RNA of Hemicordylus capensis (graceful crag lizard), 915 nucleotides long. Its product is annotated as olfactory receptor 1L4-like. The record is from RefSeq and is a predicted model, not a curated record. The transcript has a single exon. Gene Ontology annotation, cellular component: membrane. NCBI's taxonomy places the organism in Eukaryota, Metazoa, Chordata, Lepidosauria, Squamata, Cordylidae. Gene Ontology annotation, molecular function: olfactory receptor activity; G protein-coupled receptor activity. Gene Ontology annotation, biological process: G protein-coupled receptor signaling pathway. Bases 1 to 915 code for a protein of 304 amino acids.
AUGGAAAACAAGACCACAGUAAUUUAUUUUGUUCUCCUGGGAUUUUCAUACAACCUGCAAGUCCAGAUAUUCCUCUUCUUCACUUUUCUCUUGAUAUAUAUGGUAACUCUGAUGGGAAAUGUGAUGAUUAUGACAGUAAUAAGAAGCAACAGAAACCUCCACAGCCCCAUGUACUUCUUCCUGAGUCAUCUGGCUUUUGUUGACAUGUGUUAUUCUUCAGUCGUGGUGCCUAAACUGCUCAUGAAUUUCUGUGCAAGCAGGAGAAUUUCAUACCAUGGCUGCAUUGCCCAGAUGUUUUUCAUCUUUCUCUCCGGAGGUACUGAAGCAUUCAUUCUUGCAGCAAUGGCUUAUGACCGAUACACUGCCAUAUGCAAGCCCAUGCAUUAUGUGCAAAUAAUGAACAACACAUUUUGUAGAUUACUGUUAGGAGGUGCAUGGUCAAUAGGUUUCGUAUUUUCAUUGACAAAUGUAUUACCGUUUUUUAAACUAGUGUUCUGUGGUCCAAAUGUUAUCAAACAUUUCUGCUGUGAAUUCCCUUCUCUUGUUCCCUUAUCCUGCACAGAGACUUUUCCCAACAGGAUUGCAAUGUUUAUAACUUUUAUUGCAGUAACAGGUUCUUCAUUCUUUAUUAUUCUGGCAUCCUAUAUCCAAAUCAUCUCUACUGUCCUGAAGAUGCAUUCAGCAGCAGCUAAAUGGAAAACCUUCUCCACCUGCAGUUCCCACCUCAUUGUUGUAGUUUUAUUUUACGGUACUGCUGCCUUUAGCUAUAUGAUUCUCACCUCGACCUCCUCAAUCAUUGUGAAUGAUUUCUUUUCACUCCAAUAUAGCGUUAUUACCCCAAUGUUGAACCCCUUUAUUUACAGCCUGAAAACCAAGGAAGUGAAGGAAGCCAUCAAGAAAGUAAUUGGGUACUAA